AUGUCCCCCUCCAAUGCCAAACUGUACUAUAAAGAAUACUUCCAUGAAGGGGAUCGUGAAUACAAGGCCACUGAUGCAGUAUGCUGGGAUGUGACGAACUGUCGCGUUCAGUCUGGGGAGGUCAUGAGUGAAGCGGGUAUCAAUAUGUAUAUGGAGCACCCAGACAGCCAGGAUCUGAGUCAUUGGUGGAUGUACGUCAAGGGUUUUGAGUACAUUUGCUGUAUUCCCAAGUGCGAGCACUCACAACGCAUGCUAUGGUGGACUCCUACUCUGGAGGAUUGUCCUGAAGUUCCCAAUGGCCCCUUUGCAAUCAUCAUUUGUGUCCUCAAACCACACCUGUUGGAGGGAUACAAAAAGCUUCGCGACAAGUACGUUGGCCUCAUAGGCCAACGUUCCGAUCACUCUCUGCUGGCUGGCCUCCUGCCCUGUCUGUGCCCCGGUCCCAAUGGCAUGGAGACGUAUGAGCCCAAUCAGAAACUUAUGGGCGCCUUUACAGAGAAAUUUGCGGUUGCGCAGCAAUUUCAUGCGAUGGGCAUUCUGGUCUGGUUAAUUCGACCGUCUUUUCGUAUUUUGCCAACAAUGAACAUCAAUGUCUAUUCCCCCCAGCAACAUGAUGAUGCAAUCGUCUUGUGGCCUUUUUCCGAUGGCUGGGGGAAGCCUGACCCUUAUCCUGUUCUGGUUGUUGGCCCACCAUCCACAGAACUCUACCGGUGGAUGCAGCACAUAAGCUAUGGGAUCAUGGACCUUCAGGAUGUUACGUUGAUCAGCCGUCAGGAUUUUAUUGAGGGAAAAGUCAAGCUGGGGGCGGUUUGGGAGUCUUACUCACUUCCUGUCCCGUCUGUUUCCCAAUUGUCUGUGGCAGGGGCAGUGGGGCCCAUUGCUGGAUCAUCUUCUAGGAAUGAGGGACAGUAUUCCUCAGCCACUUCAAGCACUCAGCAAGGUAAAGUCAUGCUUGCACUUCAAGUGCGGAGUUUACUAAAGGUUUUUGCAGUUUUACGAUCUGUGAGAUCCCAGCAGCUGUCUCAGCCACGAUCUCAGCUGCAGUCCCAGGCUCCCUCCAUGCCUGUUAUUCCUCCUUCUCUGGGGCUCAUGCCAAGGUUGGAUGAGGUGCCCAUGCCUAGCAGCUUCAAAUAUCCUAAGCCCGAAAUUUUCUUGAACUCCAAAAACUGGGCUUUGUAUACUGCAACAUGGUUGGCCAUCCGAGCACAUCAUGUUUACACGCUCGGCACUGGGACCUCGCUCCCUCCACCCAUCAGCAGCAACUUCCUCAUCAAAAUUCAGCCCUUCUUGCACCCUGAAAGUAUCGAUGUUGCAGCACAGCUUGAUGAACCCAUGACUUCCACUGCCCCACCACAACUGGAGGGGAAGGGGAAACAGAGUACAAAGGGGCCAGGCAAGGGGCCGGGAAAAUCUCGCACCAAGAAAUUGAACUCUUAUCUUGAUCAGAUCCCGCUCAAACAAGGCCAGGUUGAUAGGGUGGUUUUUUAUGAUACGACGAUUCAACUGGGUACCACAGUGGAAUUGGAGAACACAUUGACACCAGAAAUCACAAAGGAGGUACUCUGGGAACUCUGCCACAUGAGCUUUCAAUUCAAGCUUGAGAAGGCGGCAGCUGCCUGUAUCCAGGAAGUUCUUUGGGUAUUUCCCAUGUCUGGUGAGGUGGUGGGACCUUUCAUCAUCAACGAGAUCCCGAAUCGCGAUUUAGGGUUGACGUCGGUGGAUCUGCUGGAGUGGAACUGUUAUCUGGUGGCACUGGGGCAUUUGAUGUCUUCGUGGAAGGGUUGCCUGGAGUCUAUCACCAAAGCAAGCUUGGGGCCAUUGGUAAACCAAAUACCCUUGCCUACUGCUGCUGAUUUGCAUGAUGAUGCAGCUGCUGCUGCUGUUGACACUGAUGAUAAUGGGACUGACUGGGAUAAUGGUGACUCUGAGGAUUCUGAGGGGGUUUCACCUAGUGAAGGUCUUCAUCCCUUGGUAUUUCCUGCUGAGCAAGGCUCUCCAAUGUUUUUUGAGAAGCUCACAUCAGUGGAACUCUUGGCUAUGGGGCUGUUUCCAGCCUCACCACUUCGACCUACAUUGGCAGUGGAUCUAAAUAUGCUUGACUAUGUGAAUGAGCUUUUUGUUCGCUUGCCACCAAACACUACUGCAUGCUAUAAGCUUGAGAGUAGAGAUGCAAUAAGGCAUUGCUUUGGAAAUGCUCUGCAGUGGUAUGGGAAUUUGAUUGCUCAAAAAGAGCUAUUAAUCUCUGGGAUCAUAAAUGAGAGUCAUACUGGAAUAGAGGGUCAGGAUGACCUUUCUUCUGAAUCUAAGGAAUUAGAUGAAGAAAGUUAUGGACCACCUCUGACAUCUAGUCCUGCUCCUUCUGCAGAUGAGGCUAGUGAUGGUUCUCCUGAUGUUCAAGAUAGUACAAAUGCUACAUCUGGUAUUCAUAGACCAAGUCUAUAUUUACGGCAGCGUUGCCCACUUUGUUUUGGUGGAGAUAAACCACAUGAUGACAACUUUCUUGCAGAUGUUAUUGUGUGCAUUGAUGCCUGCUUUACUCACAAAAGAAGAAAUCCAGCAAAAGGUGGGGCAAAGGGUCCUGAAAAUCUCCAUUCAGAAACUGUCUUUGUGUCAGACAAGAAUGUUGCUGAGAUGAAAGCCUUUGUUGAGACUACUUGUCCUGUAAAAUCAAAGUCAAAGGAAAAGACAAAGGAGGGCUCUGAUGCUCAUGGUGUAGAAGAUUCCUAUGAGCCUGGAAUGAAAGUCCCAGUUUCAGCUUUGGAAGGGUGCUUGGCCUCAUUUGUGGCUGCAGAUGAAAGAAGGACAAAAGCCAGUACACAGUUCUUUGCAGACACAGGACUUACAGCUAUGCUCUGUUGUCAUGACCAUGUGCUCUGGAUUGUGAAUAUGACCACUGCUGGAGAACAACAAUAUUAUGCUUUAGCAUUGAUCAAGGAGCUUUUUUUGAAUUUGCCUUUGUCAAUGACUGUGGGGAUACUCUAUGAUAUUGGUUUGUUUCAUGCAUAUGGUCACCAGUGGCCAUGCCAACUAAUCUACCACCACUGUAAAGGUGAAAGUUUUGGACUCUCUGAUGGAGAGGGCUGUGAACGCUUCUGGAGUUCCAUAAAGUUACUAAUUCCAUCAAUGCGUGUGGCAGAGUUCUACCAUCUUCUGUUCACAAUUGAUACUCAGGUGAAACACCUAGAGAAAAAGUCAUUCAAGGUGAUGGGAAAAUGGCUUCAACGUAAAUGGCUGCAUUGCCUAGAAAAGAAGAUUGGGGCUGAGGAAAUUCUCCAAGAACUUGGUCUAGAAAUGCCUCUUCUUGAGAAAGAAUGGAAAGACCAGGUUGUGGCACAGACUAAGCCCUUGGCAAGACAGUCAAAGAAUAUUGCGAAUAAUGCUGUCAAAGAGAUAAUGGCUUUGUAUACUGCAAGGAAUGCAUUUGUGGGCAUGAACUUUAGCCAAAUUACUACCCAAGGCAAGGAUGCCUUCUUCAGAUAG
This is a messenger RNA of Laccaria bicolor S238N-H82, 3480 nucleotides long. RefSeq lists its product as uncharacterized. The coding region runs from base 1 to 3480 and encodes 1159 amino acids. The transcript is spliced from 16 exons. Lineage: Eukaryota; Fungi; Basidiomycota; Agaricomycetes; Agaricales; Hydnangiaceae. The record is from RefSeq and is a predicted model, not a curated record.